ACACUCAAGAUGUUCAGUGCAUCGAUGAAGUUCUUGAUGACCUGUCUCCGGAUGCUGAUGCUCAAUUACAUAAUUAUUCCACUUGGUUUCAUUACUUAUCAGCUAGUAGCUAACAAACGUCCGGUUGUACUGAUAUUACCCUAUCCAGGUUCCUAUCCUGAGUGUUUCACCAAUGAUCCGAUUAUUUUUGCUGGUGUAUUCUUUCUCGAGGCUGUCAAUGUCGUCGUGGGUGCAUCAAUCUCUCUCGGUGCUGAUUGCUACUUCGGAUUAAUUGUUUUCCAAAUGUCUGCUAUUCUGAAUAUCAUGUCGAAUCGGGUGCUGAGGGCUGAAGCUAAUGAAGAGCUCUUCGUUACACUGCGUGAGUGCAUUGAUCAGCACUCUCAGCUGAUGGACUUUGGCCACCGGUUGGAGCCGAUCUAUGGACUCAUGAUUCUUUCUCAGAGGCUGACAGAUGCUGUUGUCCUCUGCGCUGUUAUCUAUCAAAUACAUGAGGUUUGUACAGAUGAAUUGAAUCUAAAUGGAUCAACUAGUUGA
Fopius arisanus is the source of this 534-nucleotide messenger RNA. RefSeq lists its product as uncharacterized. Gene Ontology annotation, molecular function: odorant binding; olfactory receptor activity. The transcript has a single exon. Gene Ontology annotation, biological process: sensory perception of smell; detection of chemical stimulus involved in sensory perception of smell. Lineage: Eukaryota; Metazoa; Arthropoda; Insecta; Hymenoptera; Braconidae. Gene Ontology annotation, cellular component: plasma membrane. The coding region runs from base 10 to 534 and encodes 174 amino acids. The record is from RefSeq and is a predicted model, not a curated record.